AUGACCGAGGUGAUGCAGGUCGUCGCCAAGUCGGUGCCAGCGCCCAACGUGCCACUUGAAAAGCCAACGUUUGUGUGGCCACCGGAAGAAGGGAUCCUUCACAGCAGCUUCGAUGACAUCUCAGAGAUGAGUGAUCUGCAUGAGAGUCAUUUGGAGGAGACAUCAAGCAGUGAUGCGCUGGCUGCAAGCGCCAUCAUCAGGCGCAAGGCACGGGCUCAGUCGGUUGAGCUGUACUGCCUGUGA
Molecule: messenger RNA, 243 nt
Organism: Miscanthus lutarioriparius
Lineage: Eukaryota; Viridiplantae; Streptophyta; Magnoliopsida; Poales; Poaceae
Source: the annotation of a GenBank genome assembly